CCCCCCCCCCCCCACUCCAUGAACAGCCCCAUGGAGGAAUCUCAUGACAUGCCGGUGACGGCCUUCUUCCCACUAGCAGGGCUCCACAAGUACGUUGCCAUCUUCGUCAUCGUCCUCUCAUGGAUCUUGGUCCACAGGUGGAGCCUGAGGAACCAGAAGGGGCCAAAGUCAUGGCCAGUCAUCGGCGCGACGUUGGAGCAGCUGAGGAACUACUAUAGGAUGCACGACUGGCUCGUGGAGUACCUGUCCAAGUACAGGACGGUGACUGUUGACAUGCCGUUCACCUCAUACACCUACAUUGCAGACCCGGUGAACGUCGAGCAUGUCCUCAAGACCAACUUCAACAACUACCCCAAGGGGGAGGUGUACAGGUCCUACAUGGAUGUUCUGCUCGGCGACGGGAUAUUCAACGCCGACGGUGAGUUGUGGAGGAAGCAGAGGAAGACGGCGAGCUUCGAGUUUGCCUCCAAGAACUUGAGAGAUUUCAGUACCAUUGUGUUCAGGGAGUACUCCCUGAAGCUGUCGAGCAUACUGAGCCAAGCCUGCAAGACCGGCAAAGUUGUGGACAUGCAGGAACUGUUCAUGAGGAUGACGCUGGACUCAAUCUGCAAGGUCGGGUUCGGGGUGGAGAUCGGCACGCUGUCGCCGGACCUCCCGGAGAACAGCUUCGCGCAGGCCUUCGACGCGGCCAACAUCAUCGUGACGCUGCGGUUCAUCGACCCGCUGUGGCGCCUGAAGAAGCUCCUGCGCGUGGGUUCCGAGGCCUUGCUGGAGCAGAGCAUCAAGCUCGUGGACGAGUUCACCUACAGCGUCAUCCGCCGGCGCAAGGCCGAGAUCGUGCAGGCGCGAGCCAGCGGCAAGCAGGAGAAGAUCAAGCACGACAUCCUGUCGCGGUUCAUCGAGCUAGGCGAGGCCGGCGUCGACAACGACAACGGCGGCGGCAUCAGCUUGUUCGGCGACGACAAGGGCCUCCGCGACGUGGUGCUCAACUUCGUGAUCGCCGGGCGCGACACGACGGCGACGACACUCUCGUGGUUCACCUACAUGGCCAUGACCCACCCGCCCGUGGCCGAGAAGCUCCGCCGCGAGCUGGCCGCCUUCGAGUCCGACCGCGCCCGCGAAGAAGGCAUCUCGCUGAUCCCCUUCUUCUCCGACUCCGACGGGCCGGAAAACCAAUCCUCCUUCGCGGCCCGCGUGGCCCAGUUCGCGGCCCUCCUGACCUACGACGGGCUCGGGAAGCUGACGUACCUCCACGCGUGCGUGACGGAGACGCUCCGGCUGUACCCGGCGGUGCCGCAGGACCCCAAGGGCGUGGCGGAGGACGACGUGCUCCCGGACGGCACCAAGGUGAAGGCCGGCGGGAUGGUGACGUACGUGCCCUACUCCAUGGGCCGGAUGGAGUACAACUGGGGCCCCGACGCCGGCUGCUUCCGGCCCGAGCGGUGGAUCGGGGAAGACGGCGGGUUCCGCAACGCGUCGCCGUUCAAGUUCACGGCGUUCCAGGCCGGGCCAAGGAUCUGCCUCGGCAAGGACUCGGCGUACUUACAGAUGAAGAUGGCCCUGGCGAUCCUGUUCAGGUUCUACAGGUUUGAGAUCCUGGAGGGGCACCCUGUCAAGUACCGCAUGAUGACUAUCCUGUCCAUGGCGCAUGGGCUCAAGGUCCGCGUCUCCAGGGCGCCAGCGCUCGUGUGAAUGAUGGGGUGAUCUCGUCUGGUCGGGGAAGACGGUGCAUGAUGCUCCGGCGGGCGGCGCGACGUGGCUAGCUAGCUAGCUCGAUCUCGGUUUUAACUUAGCAAGGUAAUAAUCUGGUAUAUGUUGUAGACAGAGCUCGGGAGGGUGUUUGAUCCCGAUGUGUGUCCAUUGUUACCGUGUAGUAUGCUUCUAGAGUGCUUCAUGUUUGUGUGGAUUUGAUCUGUAUGUUGUUGCAUGGAACCUGAUACUCCAAAUGAGAUGAAAUCGAA
This is a messenger RNA of Brachypodium distachyon (stiff brome), 1961 nucleotides long. RefSeq names its product cytochrome P450 704B1. Gene Ontology annotation, molecular function: heme binding; iron ion binding; monooxygenase activity. The record is from RefSeq and is a predicted model, not a curated record. The transcript is spliced from 4 exons. NCBI's taxonomy places the organism in Eukaryota, Viridiplantae, Streptophyta, Magnoliopsida, Poales, Poaceae. The coding region runs from base 19 to 1692 and encodes 557 amino acids.